Molecule: messenger RNA, 1691 nt
Organism: Hibiscus syriacus
Lineage: Eukaryota; Viridiplantae; Streptophyta; Magnoliopsida; Malvales; Malvaceae
Product: GATA transcription factor 8-like
Exons: 3
Coding region: 314-1372 (352 amino acids)
Biological process (GO): positive regulation of DNA-templated transcription
Cellular component (GO): nucleus
Molecular function (GO): zinc ion binding; sequence-specific DNA binding
Source: RefSeq, a predicted model, not a curated record
AAAAAAGUUGAGAUUUUUAAUGUUUUGGAGAGUUUUUGAGCAUUGGGUUCUUCUUCUUUGGGUGGGAAAUUGAAAAUUUUGUAGCUUUUUAGUGUCGGCAACGGAAUUGGUGUUGUUUUCGUCACUAAUAUUCUGUUUGGUACCUGAGAAAACAGAGGAAUUGAACUCACUUUGAGAACUAUUUUUGUUCCAUGUAUUCGGCUACCAAUGUAGUUUUGUCAACUUUUUUCAUUUUGUCCCGGAAUAUUUUCUCUUCAAAUUCCCCAGAAAAGUUUUGCUCCUUAACCAAGGAUUUUUUUAAUAUAAAGAGAAAAUGAUUGGACCGGCGGACUUCAUUGACGAGAUAGAUUGCGGCAGUUUCUUCGACCACAUAGACGACCUCCUCGACUUCCCCAACGACGACGUCGAUGCCGCAGUAUCCGCCUGCGAUUCCGCCCUCAACGCCACCACUUUUCCCAGCAUUUGGACAACUCAGUCCGAGUCAUUUCCUGGUUCUGACUCGGUUUUUUCCAACAACAGUGCUUCCGACCUCUCCGCCGAACUCUCUGUUCCGUAUGAAGACAUUGUCCAAUUGGAAUGGUUGUCCAACUUUGUUGAAGAUUCCAAUUGUGGAGUAAGCUUGACGAUCAAGAAACAAGAACCUUCUUCGAUCAACAAGGACUCAUCCGAUCAUCAAUUCCAGACUUCGAGUCCGGUUUCGGUCCUCGAAAGCAGCAGUUCUUGCUCCGGGGAGAUCAAACCGUUGCUCGAACCGGCUUCCGCCAUCGGAAAGCAUGGACGUGCACGAAGCAAACGUCCCCGCCCGGCCACCUUCAACCCUCGUCCAGCCAUUGAACUUAUCUCCCCUUCCUCAUCCGUCAAUGGCGACGGUAACGACGUCCCGAUACUCGUCCCCAAGGUGUCAUCCGACUCUGAGAGCUACGUCGAGUCUCCACUCCUAAUCAAAUUACCCCGACAACUCAACCCCGAACAGAAGAAGAAAAAGAAGAUCAAGUUGACACUCCCGACACCGCCUACAGACAACAACCUCAUUCCGAAUCAAUCGGGACAACAACAAGCUGUCAGGAAAUGCAUGCAUUGCGAGAUAACAAAGACACCUCAAUGGAGGGCAGGGCCGAUGGGACCGAAAACUCUAUGCAACGCGUGCGGCGUCCGAUACAAGUCUGGAAGGCUCUUCCCGGAGUACCGUCCCGCGGCAAGUCCGACUUUUAUCCCGUCAGUCCACUCGAAUUCGCAUAAGAGAGUGCUGGAGAUGAGAACCAAGAGUGGAAAUGCUGGUGAAACCACCGAUCCACCGGAAAUGAUCCCAAACAAAAGCAACCCGACAUCGGAUUACAUGCAAAUGGAGGGUUUAGGGUCUGGAGGAUUUUGAAACCCUAAUAUUUAGGGUUCAUACUAUCUCAUUGUCUCCCUCGUAUCUCUAUCUCUUUGAAAUUUUCUUUAAUUGCUCAUUUUGUUAUUGUUAUUUUUACAUCUUUGUUCAUUGUUUAAUUUUUGUAUAGGGUUGGAGAUGGGGAAAGAGGGGGCAAAAUGGCCAAUAUUUUUAGAAUUAUUAGAGUCCUUAAAAAGGUUUAAGGGUAGGAAAGUUUGUAGGGUUCAGUAGUGAGUAGGUACUUAAAAAGAUAUUUAAUUAUUAGAGUCUUUAUUUCCUUUAUUUUUAUUUUUGUCCUAAUGGGAAUACAAGUUUAGAC